AUGCGUUCCUGCUUCGCCUUGUGCGCUAUUGCAUCGUUGGCAAGCUUUUGUCAUGCUAUCGUGCCUUACAAAGUCCCUCGAGCACCGUACCCAUACGGCGCCUCUCACUGGAACAAGCGACAAAUCGUUACUGGCGGUCCAGGCAAUGGCACCAAUCCAGGCAAUGGCACCAAUGGCACAAACUCUACAUGCGCUGGCAACACUGCUAGCGACCGCUCAAGCUGGUGUAACUUUGACAUCAACACUGACUGGUAUCUGGAUGGUCCGGACACUGGCCGAACCGUCGAAUACUGGUUCGAGCUUGUCAACACAACCCUGUCGCCAGACGGUGUCCCCAAAAUUGCUCUCACUGUGAACGGCACCAUGCCAGGUCCAACCAUCGAGGCCAACUGGGGCGAUACAGUAGUCGUCCAUGUGCACAAUGGUCUGGAGAACAACGGCACUGGCAUUCACUUCCACGGAAUCAGGCAGAACUGGACGAAUCCUGAAGAUGGUGUUCCUUCCGUCACACAAUGCCCCACUGCUCCAGGCGACACUGUCACGUACACGUGGAAGGCGACACAGUACGGCAGUUCUUGGUAUCAUUCCCACUUCGCCGUGCAGGCUUGGGAUGGUCUCUUCGGUGGUAUCUUGAUUCAUGGUCCAGCCUCUGCAAACUACGACGAAGAUCUGGGCAACAUGUUCUUACAAGACUGGGAUCACAACACGGCCAGCUCUAUGUACUCCUACGCCGAGACUCGCGGACCUCCUCCCAUGGCGAACGGUUUGAUCAAUGGCACCAAUGUCGGGGCCGACGGUGGUGGCGAGCGCUGGCAAACUUCUGUCGAGACGGGCAAGUCGUACCGUCUGCGACUCGUGAACCCAUCGAUCGACACUUUCUUCGACUUUUCUAUCGACAACCACACUCUACAGGUCAUUGCGGCGGACUUCGUGCCCAUCGUACCAUACGAGACCAACCUCAUUGGCCUCGGACCCGGCCAGCGAUACGAUGUCAUCUUCACUGCCAACCAGGAAGCCGUCGGCAGCGACUUCUGGCUCCGAGCAGUGCCAGAUCAGUUCUGCAGUGCCGUCAACGGCCAGGAAGACGACAUCAGAGGCAUCAUCCACUACGGAAGCAGCACAGCCACCCCAAGCACGGUCCCCUGGACCACAGAUGAUGCUUCGCUCGCUUGCCAGGAUCCACCAUUGGCAAGCCUUACCCCAGUCGUGCCCAAGAAUGCUGGCGCGCAGCAGAAUCAGGAUACUAAGAACGUCACGAUCGGUCUCGCGCCUGGUACCAACGUCUUUAAGUGGUACCUCAACAACGUUACUUUCUUCUCGGAGUGGGAGGACCCGACUGUGCUUCAAGUGGUCAACGGCGACCACUCGUACGAUACACAGCAAGGUAUCAUCGAGCUUCCGAAUGCAGACGAGUGGAUGUACCUCGUCAUCCAGCAAGCCAACACCGCCCCACACCCGAUCCAUCUACACGGGCAUGACUUUUACGUCCUGGCCUCAGGCUCCGGCUCAUACGAUUCGAGCGUCGCACUCCAGACAACUAACCCACCUCGAAGAGACGUGGCUAUGCUGCCAUCGGCAGGUUACUUGGUCAUAGCUUUCGAUACUGAUAACCCUGGUGCAUGGCUUGUGCAUUGCCACAUCGGCUGGCAUACAUCCGAAGGCUUCGCGCUGCAAUUUGUCGAGCGGGUUGACGAGAUUCCUGGACUCUUCGACGAAGAUAAAUUGAGGAGCAGUUGUGCGAGCUGGAAUGCUUAUGAUGAGCGGGUUAACCUUGAGCAGCAUGAUUCGGGAGUGUAA
Molecule: messenger RNA, 1797 nt
Organism: Fulvia fulva
Lineage: Eukaryota; Fungi; Ascomycota; Dothideomycetes; Mycosphaerellales; Mycosphaerellaceae
Product: Laccase-2
Exons: 4
Coding region: 1-1797 (598 amino acids)
Molecular function (GO): oxidoreductase activity; copper ion binding
Source: RefSeq, a predicted model, not a curated record